AUGAUUACAGCCAUGUUCAUUUUCCCGCGGGUUAACUUCAAGGACCAUUUCAUCCGCGAUGGCCCGGCUGGAUGCAUUGGAGCCACCAAUAGAUCAGCCUCCACCACCAGUUCUUCCAGAGCAAGCUGUGACAUCUACUCCUAUGGAAGUUUCUCCAGCGCACGAAGGGACUUCUUCCUCUUCUGCGGUUCCUCCGGUGCAAGCUGGGACUUCUGCUUCUUCUGCAGUUCCUCACCCCAGAGCAGGACCACGGAAGAUAAUGAAAGCAAACGCUGGACCCACACUAAUGAAGAGACCGACCCAUGGUGGAGAGUGGAUCUACUGAAACUAUACAGAGUGAACAGAGUCACCAUCACUAAUAGAAAUACUUAUGCUGAAAGGAUAAAUGGAGCGGAGAUUCGUAUCGGGAAUUUUCUUGAUAUUUAUAACAAUACCAAAUGUGGUGUGAUUUCUACUCUUGGAGCCGGUGCCACGGCCACUUUCUCAUGCGGUGGGAUGGUGGGACGUUAUAUGGUUGUCCAUAUUCCUGGAAAUCAGAAGAUUCUUAGUAUUGCUGAAGCUGGAGUCUAUGGGAAUUUGGCAGGAAAUCGGGCAGUGGGAGGAGCCACUAUGCAGUCGUCAACAUCUGCAGACUGGUUUGCUGAAAAGGCCAUUGAUGGUAAUCGAGGUCUCCAGCAGUUGAAUACGGGAUGUUCCUCAACACUUAAUGAGACUAACCCAUGGUGGAGGCUGGAUCUGCAUGAUGUCUACAGAGUUAGUGAAGUGGUCAUCACUAACAGAAAAAACUGUUCUGCAGAAUGGAUAAACGGAGCAGAGAUUCACAUCGGAAACUCUUUGGAGAACAACGGCACCAACAAUCCCAUAUGUGCUGUUAUUCCUGAUAUUCCAGCAGGAAAGUCCAACAACUACUCGUGUAAUAGAUUGGAGGGACGUUAUGUGAUUAUUCAUAUUCCUGGAGACUGGAAGAUUCUUACUCUUUGUGAGGUUGAAGUCUACGGGUAUUUGGCAGAAAAUCUGGCGGUAGCUGGAACUGCUAUACAGUCGUCAACAUCUGCAGACUGGUUUGCUGAAAAGGCCAUUGAUCGAGGUCUCCAGCAGUUGUAUAAUGGAUGCUCCUCAACUAUUCCUGAGAAUAACCCGUGGUGGAGGCUGGAUCUGCGUCAUAUCUACAGAGUUAGUAAAGUGGUCAUCACUAAUAGAAAAGACUGCUGUGCAGAACAAAUAAACGGAACAGAGAUUCAUAUCGGAAACUCUUUGGAGAAUAAUGGCACCAACAAUCCCAUAUGUGCUGUUAUUCCUGCUAUUCCAGCAGGUGAGUCCUAUAGCUACUCAUGUGAUGGGAUGGAGGGACGUUACGUGAAUCUGAUCAUUCCUGGAGACAUGAAGAUACUCACUCUGUGUGAGGUUAAGGUCUAUGGAGAAGGUCCCUUUUUAAAAAGAUCAUUUAUAAAACUGAUGUUUGACUCCAGCAAAGAUUUGACCGACUCUACAAUGAGAGAAAGCGUUCUGAAACAGUUGGGAUCUGCUCUGGCUAAUAGAGGAUUCACAGACUUGACAUUGAGUUGGUCUCAAAUCCCUAAAGAGAAAGUGAUGCGGAAAGUGAACGCUGGCAAAAUGAGCUCAUCAUGGCCCUCUGGGAAGAAAGACACCGGAUUGGGCCCUAAGAACCUGCGAGAGCCACUCCGAGAAACCAACUGUCCAGCCUCUAGUGUUUCGGGAUGCAGUGGAGGUUUUCACUCGAGCCUGACACUCUCGGCAGCCCAGGAAAUCACAACUAUCAUUCCAGAUCCGAAUCCUCUCCAGAAAAGUCUGGCUCACACCUCCAAUGCAGCAAUUGACAGCCGAUCAUCAGGGAGAGCUCCAGUGGCUGUGAAGAGCUGGCGGAAGGAGAAGCCCUCAGAGGUUGGUUCCUCGGAGGGGCAAUCCUCACCAUCACCGUAA
Messenger RNA from Carassius gibelio (silver crucian carp), 1941 nucleotides. RefSeq lists its product as uncharacterized. The transcript has 11 exons. NCBI's taxonomy places the organism in Eukaryota, Metazoa, Chordata, Actinopteri, Cypriniformes, Cyprinidae. The coding region runs from base 1 to 1941 and encodes 646 amino acids. The record is from RefSeq and is a predicted model, not a curated record.